Messenger RNA from Cydia splendana, 2432 nucleotides. RefSeq names its product glycolipid transfer protein. The transcript is spliced from 6 exons. Gene Ontology annotation, biological process: intermembrane lipid transfer. Gene Ontology annotation, cellular component: cytoplasm. The coding region runs from base 204 to 824 and encodes 206 amino acids. The record is from RefSeq and is a predicted model, not a curated record. NCBI's taxonomy places the organism in Eukaryota, Metazoa, Arthropoda, Insecta, Lepidoptera, Tortricidae. Gene Ontology annotation, molecular function: lipid transfer activity.
UCAUGUUUGACAAUAAGUGAAGAAGAUAGAUAAUAUAUAAACUAUUUUAAAUAGAAUCAAAAUAAGAAUGUAUCUAUCUAUUAUAAAAAAUAAUUAAAUAUUAAUAUAAUAAGUACAUUGCGCGUCAAGUGUCUCAUUGGAUCAUCAUAGAUUUUUAGUCGUAGAUUGGACUACAUCAGCAAGAUAACAUUUUUAUUGUGAAGAUGGCUAGCAGUACCACACCAGAAAAUAACAACUUUCUCGAGAAAGUAAAGGAUUUCCCACCAAUUAUCGAUGGCAAAAUUAAUGCAGUAAAAUUUAUUGAAUCAGCUCUGGGCUUGUUAUGGGUUGUUGAGAGCCUUGGUAAAAUUUUUGCUCCAGUUAAAUAUGACAUGGAAGGAAAUAUUGAUAAAAUCAAGAAGCUGGACCCAAAAGAAAACUCCUGUUUACUUGAAUUAUUACAUAGAGAAUGUUUACAAUCUCAAGGCAAACCCGUAGCAACCGAGGGAUUAUUAUGGCUUAACAGAUCGCUUUGUUUCUUUGAAAUUGUGUUUGAAGAAAUGAUACACUUGAUGGAGGAAAACAAUUUGGACAUAAAUAUGAGGAAGAUAUAUACCAUUGCAUAUGAAGGGUCUGUUAAGAGAUAUCACAACUGGGUUACUCAACAAAUAUUUGCACUCAUUUGCCGGUUGGCUCCUACACUUCAUCAACUGUUGAAAUCAUUUGGAGUGGACACCAACAAUGUAGCAUCAUUUAAAACCAGACUCACAAGUUUUAACAUAACAUUACAUUUAGUGAGGUGUAAAAUUGAUGAUUUUUACAAAGAUAAUAAUUUAUUUUGUUAAUAAUAAUACUUAAAGCUAGUAUUUUAAUAAGCCGCCAUAUUUAUUGUCCGAUUAGCAAUAACAUUUGUAUAUACCAUUAAGUAUAUUUGAAAUUAAGAAUAGUACCCAUACAGUGCAUAGUCAGUAACAAUUAAUAAAAGCAGAGGCUAAACUGUUUUUAAACAUGCCUGUUUAGCAUGUGAUUUAUUUAUAAAAGUUAAAGCUAAUUUAUUGUUUUCAUUUUAUGUAGUUGCAGCUGAGAUAUUAUGCUAACUAUGCCAAAAUAUUGCUAUACUUACCAAAACAGUAAAAAAAACAAAAUAAGGAAUUCAGUGCCUUGAUGCGUCUUGUUCUUAAAGUUUCCAUUACCAAAAAAUUAAAAGUAGAACCAAUGACUAGGUACCUACUUACUUAGUUGUGAUACCUAUAUCAUUAACAUCACAAGGGUUUUGAAACCUCAUAUUACUUUAAAAAAUUUAGUUUUUCUAAUUUUUAAGCUUUUUAAGCAUAAAGGAGGCAUAAUCGACAUAUUUAUAUUACUCUAAAAACACAUGCCUAUGUGACAUAUGAUAUGACAUAUAUGUUUUUGUGUGGCCUAAUAUAAAAAUUUCCUAUAUAGGCAACUUAUAAACAAUAUUAGAGACUCCCGGUCUACCGGGAGUCUCUAAUCUUUAUGAUAGUUUCCUUUUCGUGGGCCAUUUUGAGAUUGUAUGGUAUUUGGCACUUUUCGCAUGCCAAGUUGGCAGGCUCUAGAUCUGGCCCACGUUUCGAGAUCGCUUUAGUCCACUGUUAGCCUUAUAAAUCUUAUAAUGUAAAACUAGUAUGGUCAAAGAAAAAAAAAAUGUACCAACCCUAGAAAAUUAUGUAUGAAGUUAAGUGUUCAGAGAUUGUUACUCUGUACUAAAUCAAAAUUUGAAUGACAUACUUAAUGGGUCAUGGACCCAAACACAGAAUUAAAAUUGUAUGUAAGAAAAUAAUAGCAGCAUACUUAGCAUAACUGUUAUAUUGCUUUACUCUUUAAAAAGCUGUUUUAAUUAAAAGUGCAUAAAAUGCUAAUAUGAUGUGCUAUAGAAAUCCGUAAAGGACUUUAACAAAAAAAUCAUGUGUUAUUUUCAAUCUCAUAUUAUUUCUUAGUAAUAAUAAAGUCACUAGUGGUGUGGUCAUAGCAACCUAACAGUAUUAAGCAUAAUUCUAGCCAUAUUUGGGGUCUAAAGGGUCCUAUAAAAUAAGGCUCAGUGUAGCUUUGUUAUCUAACAUUGUUCUGUAAUUUAAAACAAAUGCAUACAUAGAAAUUAUUUAUUGUUUAAAAAAGAAUACUUAGCCUAAGGAACCCUCUCAUGUUAGAGACUGUGUUGAAAUUGUACAAAAAUCUCUAAAAGCAUAUUGAAUAGAUUAAAAUUCGAAAACAGUUUGAUUGUGAUGCACAAGGCAUUUCAUGAGUUCAGAUUAAAGUAAAUGUAAAAAUUCUGAUAGGUAUGGAACUAUUUUAACACUUCUAAAUUUAUGGUUGCAUUGCUGAUUUAAAUAAAUGUACCUAUUUGUAUGUAAUCUAAGUUAAAUUAGAUUGAGAAAAUUAACACAAUUUGAAGCAGUAUGAGAAUUUUGUAAUGUGACCUCAGUCUAUUUGGG